CUCGUCCACUCCCACUCCGCCCGGCUGCUCCCGUCCGAGCAGCAGCAGGAGCGGGGCUCGCCCUCGGCGCUCGCCUCGCCGUCUUCCUGCGCGCGCGGUCGCCGCAACCUUCCGCCGCGUCGGUUUCUGGACUUGCCUCGGCGGGCGCACGAUGGCGGACGCGACGCCACGCGCCAGGCAGCCGCCGUCGUGGGCGAACAUCCCGCGGGACCUGGCCGGCAUGGUGCUCCGCCUCCUCCCGGCCCGCGCGGACCGCGCCCGCUUCGCCGCCGUGUGCUCGCAGUGGUGCGCCGCCGCACGGCAGCUGCCCCUGCCCCCGCCGCUGCCGCUGCUCGCGCUCCCGGACGGCACCUUCUACAGCCUCCCCCACUGCCAGCGCUUCCGUUUCCCUGGCUUCGGCUGCGCCGGCUACAAGAGCGCCUGCUGCGGCAGGUGGCUCGUCUUCCCGCGCGACGACGGCUGCUUCUUGGUCGACCCCUUCGCCGGGGCCACCGUGGCGCUGCCUCCUCUGUCUCGCGUCCGGCUCCGGCCCCCUAAUGCGACGGCUAAGUAUGUUCAGCUUCCGGGGGUCAGUAUGUUCUACCCUUACGCUACUUGGAUGCAUAUCCAGGACCCGAAGAAGAUGCCCGUGAUAAAUAAGAUAAUCAUGUGCUCGCCAAACCUUGUCGCUGCAUUCGCUGGCUCUACGCUCACUGGUGCUGGGCAAAACAGUCAGAUUAUAGUGUGCCAGCCAGGGGCUUCCUCAUGGUCGGUACGCGCCAAGGACCCUUGCAAGUUGUUUGAAGAUAUGGCAUUCUAUCAGGGAAAGCUCUAUGCCCUUGCUAAUGACGAGAACCUCCUUAUCGUCAGCAUCAGCCAAGACCCAACCACCGGUGAUCCACAGAUCUCCCGAUUUGGACAGGUCAUCAGUGGCGAUCCAUGGUAUUCGACCAUUAUGCCUGGUGACGCUACAGGCAAAAAGAAGCUCUACCUAGUUGAAUCCGGUGGCUCAUUGCUGAUGGUACGCAGGAAGGUUUGCUGCAGACUGGAAGGCGAGACAGUUAUGGCUGAACAGAGUGAGUUUGAGGUGUUCAAGGCUGACUUUGAGCACUCACGGUGGGUGAAUGUGACAACGCUGGGCAAUGAUCAGAUGCUUUUCCUUGGACGACCAUGCUCUAGGGUUAUGUCUGCGUCUCAGUAUGGAGUGCCAGGUGACCAAAUCUUCUUCUUGGAUGAUGUUCUGGAGAAUUAUUGCAAGGAGUACUCCUUUGACGAGGAGACCACUUCUGUCAGUGUCUACAACAUGAAAAGUGGCAAGGUCUCUUCCCCUCUGCCGAUGGUCUGGAAGCAUGAGAUGAUUCUUGCGACGUGGCUGUUCCCUUGGGACUAAGGUGAAGGUGCUGUUUCUAACCAUUGUAUGGUGAUUAAUUACUCCUCUAUAUGUUAACUUCAUCAGUAUUGGUGUAGCCUUGUAUUGGUGUCUUGGCUACUUCUCUUUUGGGGAAAUAUGGUGGUCACUAGUCCCGUGCCUAUCAGCCUAUGCAACCUGUGAAAUUUAUUGAACACUCUGUUAUCUGACCAUGGUUCGAUCCAUGAAUGGUACCUGUAAGAACAUUGGAGUUGACCAUGAAAUGCUCGUGUAGUGAACAGAAUUGGAUGAA
This is a messenger RNA of Setaria italica (foxtail millet), 1640 nucleotides long. RefSeq names its product F-box protein At2g26160. NCBI's taxonomy places the organism in Eukaryota, Viridiplantae, Streptophyta, Magnoliopsida, Poales, Poaceae. The coding region runs from base 152 to 1369 and encodes 405 amino acids. The record is from RefSeq and is a predicted model, not a curated record. The transcript is spliced from 2 exons. Gene Ontology annotation, molecular function: protein binding.